UCAGCCGGUGUUUUCAUAAUUUAACGCCCCUCCGGUGUUGUACGGUGGUUCCAUGCUUCAGAGACGACAAACGUAGCGUACAGGGGUGACAUGACUCUGACCCGAGGAUCUUUCACCUAUGCCAGUGGGGAAGAGUACCACGGCGAGUGGAAAGAAGGUCGGAGGCAUGGUGUUGGCCAGCUCAAGUUUCAGGAUGGAACCUGUUACUCUGGCCAGUUUGAGAAUGGACUCUUCCAUGGCUCGGGUGUACUUCUCUUUACAGAUGGAUCCAGGUACGAAGGAGAAUUUGCACAUGGAAAGUUCCAAGGUGCAGGAAUCUUCAGCCGAUACGACGGCAUGAAGUUUGAAGGAGAAUUCAAAGAUGGACGUGUUGAGGGAUAUGGGUUAUUGACUUUCCCAGAUGGAGCUCAUGGUGUUCCACGAAAUGAGGGCCUGUUUCAAAACCACAAGCUGCAGAAGAGAGAAAAGUGUCCAGGAGUGGUGCAUCGUGCGCAGGCUUCAGCCUCUAAUGCUCGCAGUCUGGCACUUUAACUGUCAUGGACCCUGAAGGAGACACAGUCAGGGUUCCAGCACCUCCCAAGAGGGCCUCAGGGAUGUGUACUUGUAUACUCCCCUCCAGCUCUUCUAUCUGUGUCUUUCUCCCUUUUUUUAACGUCUUUCUCUUUUUUUUGCAUCUUCCUUGCUUAGCCUUCACCGUAGCUUGGAAUACACACACAAUCUAACCCAACAAUGGCUUUCUGAAUGACUGACUUGAAAUGGACAACACAAUGAAGCACACCUUUAACAUCACACAAGUCGUGUAAACACCAAAUGCUGCUGGUUUCCCCUUGUUCUUAUACAUAAACAGUGUCUUAGUGGGUUAGAAUAGUUUGCUUUCAUAUACCAUGUUAUUGCACAUCUGGACCUUUUAAAGACAUUCUGUGUGUAAAGUAAUGCUGUAAAUGCGAAGCAAAUUUUUGCCUCCUGUAACUCGCGUGAGUUUUACUGCAUGAUUGUUAGUGUUUAUUUGGGUUACUUGUUUGUAUGCAAUAUAAAAAUCAAGCAAGUUUAAAAGGUGCUUGUUUUCGGAAUGGAGUUUGGAUUGAUCAGGGGUAUGCUAUGCAGUAAGCUGAUUGGCUUUUGCUACACAGCGUCACAUAAAUUUACAGCUUGAGCUGAAACAUUUCAACUCGCAUGAAAAUAACCCGAAUUGACGCAACUAUUAGUCAUUUGUGCAUUAAAGUUUUUGCAUUGACUUUGUAUGCAAUCGGGUAGUGCAAAAAAUUUGCUUCGCGUUUGGUGUGAACACACCAUGAGUCUGUACGGUGAAGACUUCAUCCACUAUUAGAUCAAUUCAUCUCAAAAAAUGCUGCAAUCCAUCACAACAGAGUGAUACUUAAAGGUCCCCUGUGGAGUUUUUGCCCUACUGCAAGCUGGCAAACUAAACAAUGUUCAAUUUAAAAAUAAUUUAAAAAAACGGCUUAACAAAUGUUUUAUGAGGAUGGAAAUGCACUCGGCCUCAAAGAUACAUUCUUGUGAAAACUGGUCAGUGUAAACAUAAAAUCUACCCUCUGCAGGGCACCUUUAAAAUCCCAUCUCAGUUUAAGUAAAGUGCUGCUGCAAACUUUAUCUUUCAAGGAAUGCAUGUUGUUGCUGGUGUUUUGGAAGAUCAGUAUUCACAUUUGCCUUAAAGACGUUUUUGGUACAAGCGUGUAGUUCCAGGGUUUUCCUCUGAAAAUAAGAUGACGCACAGUUCCCUCUCCUCCCCUUCUCCUCUGCAUCAUCUGCCCUAAGGUGUCUGUCAUCCUAAUGAAUUUGAGGGCUGUUUGAAGAUUGCCUUCACUCUGAGGGACACGUUGCUAAGCUGGUGCUAAGUCUCAGCUCCCAUCACUCACAAGUCCAGCAGCUCUCCUCUCUUCAAUAAACCUCCCUCUCCCAGUGGAAAUCACAGAAGAGGAGAUUUAACUUUGCUGGAUAAUUCUCUCAUGUUUUCCCCUAUGUAACCUGAAAGACAGGGAGGAGUGGACAUCCUCAAAUUUGUUAAAUAGUCAUAAUUAAUGCAUUGAAUUAGGGACCUAGAUCUUAAUUGAGGCAGCUGAAUGACAUCAUUUAUAAACUAGAUAUAUAUAUUUAGGAUUUAAGAAUAUGUAAUUUUGUGUUUUUCUGUGAGGUGUAUAUAUAAUAAUUGUGAUUGUGUUUGUACAACAAAAAGGAAAUGGUGUUACUGACUUAUUUAAGACAGUGUGGUUGAGUGUUUUGAGGACUUUUUCAAGCAUUAUAGGCAAUCACAGCUAUUCUGUGAUUACAGAUAAAUUCAGUGUACUUGAACAGUUAAUAGGCCUUACAAAGCAUUUGUAGAUGUGGCUUGUCUAGGGUUGCCUACAUAGAAAUUCAACCAAAGACAAUCAAAUGAUAUUGUAGGUAAGGAAGCCUGUAACAGUCAACAGGAGUCACGUGUGUUACUGCUUACAGAUGGACAAUAAAGACACGAUCAAUAAGGACAAAUCCACCUGGGGCUUUAAUGCGCAAGAAAACAAAAGGACCGAAGAUUAAACAGGGAAUUGAUAUGAGAAAUAUUGUAAAUAUUCUUGAAUUCUCUUGUCUGGGUUAUUGCAGUUACUGAUUUUUAUUGUUAUAUUAUAUGGGGACAAAACAAAAUCAAUACUCAAUAACAUAAACCCAUACUGCUGCUUGCUUUGGUGCAUCAGUGUGCUGCAAAGUACAAUCAGAAAGAUUGAGGGUUACAGUAGAAACAGAAAAGACAACUGCAUGCGUCACUAUCUACAGACACACAACAUUUCAGUGUUUGCUGAUGUGAAAGGUGUACUAUUCAGUAUUUCACAUCAUGUCAUGUUUUUUUUCUUUUCUGCUAUUUCUGCGACGUCGCCUACUCAAGCCUUCUUUGCCUACACACACCUGCCUGAGUGGAACUGAAUUCACAAAAUGUCCAGAUCUAUUUCCAACUGGAAACAAACGGUGCUUUUAAAGUGUGCCUGCCUGGAAAAUAUCAUUACCUUUUUUUCAGUAACAAUAUAAUGUUGCUUUAAGUGCUCUUACUGCACAGUAUGCCCUCAUUCUCCUGGACUAGUAUGUUUCACAUAGGUGGUGUUGUGUUUAAUAAAGCUCUGUGUUGAGAAAAAAAAA
This is a messenger RNA of Centropristis striata (black sea bass), 3123 nucleotides long. RefSeq names its product MORN repeat containing 4 (gene morn4). NCBI's taxonomy places the organism in Eukaryota, Metazoa, Chordata, Actinopteri, Perciformes, Serranidae. The coding region runs from base 91 to 531 and encodes 146 amino acids. The record is from RefSeq and is a predicted model, not a curated record. The transcript has 5 exons.